Molecule: messenger RNA, 509 nt
Organism: Lodderomyces oxycetoniae
Lineage: Eukaryota; Fungi; Ascomycota; Pichiomycetes; Serinales; Debaryomycetaceae
Gene: SSA2
Product: Hsp70 family chaperone
Exons: 1
Biological process (GO): protein folding
Cellular component (GO): cytosol; nucleus
Molecular function (GO): ATP binding; ATP-dependent protein folding chaperone
Source: RefSeq, a predicted model, not a curated record
UUGAUGCUAAUGGUAUCUUGAAUGUUUCCGCUUUGGAAAAAGGUACUGGUAAGACACAAAAGAUUACAAUUACCAACGAUAAAGGAAGAUUAUCCAAAGAAGAAAUUGAAAAGAUGGUUAGCGAUGCUGAGAAAUUCAAAGAAGAAGAUGAAAGAGAAGCAAACAGAGUUCAGGCCAAGAAUGGUUUGGAAACAUAUGCUUACUCGUUGAAAUCUACCUUGAAUGAAGAACAAAUGAAGUCCAAAUUAGAUGCCAGCGAUAUUGAAACCGUUGUUAAAGCGGCUGACGAAACAAUAUCAUGGUUAGAUUCCAACCAAACUGCUACUCAAGAAGAAUUUGACGACCGUAAGAAGGAAUUGGAAGGUGUAGCUAAUCCAAUAAUGACCAAGGCUUACCAAGCUGGUGCUGUUCCUGGCGAUGGUGCUGGUGCUGGUGGUCCAGGAGGAUUCCCAGGUGGUGCUCCUCCUGCACCAGAAGCAUCUGGUCCAACUGUUGAAGAAGUUGAUUAG